This is a messenger RNA of Branchiostoma belcheri (Belcher's lancelet), 2007 nucleotides long. Its product is annotated as protein NLRC5-like. The coding region runs from base 317 to 1063 and encodes 248 amino acids. The record is from RefSeq and is a predicted model, not a curated record. The transcript has 2 exons. Lineage: Eukaryota; Metazoa; Chordata; Leptocardii; Amphioxiformes; Branchiostomatidae. Gene Ontology annotation, molecular function: protein binding.
UAUUUUUAUUUUUACAUUUACAAUACUGUAGCUGUUUUUGUGCUUAAUGUAAUAUUUCAGAAGCACCCCUAUUGUCAUCUUUGGAAACUAAAUGUUAUUCUUGUGAACAUUAUCUCCACAAUAACAAAGAUUUUUGGUUUUCUCCAAUAAAUUCUUGUCCAAAAUCAAUUACAUGAAUAUAAAGAUUGUCUUGUUAAAAGACAUCACAAAAGAGUAUGCAGAGUAAUGUUAACUAAUGGUAAAUAUCAAUGAUUGUGAUUAUGCCUAAAUUUUAUCCAGCAUCUGCCUGAGUAGCACCGGUAUCAGCCCCACAGGCAUGCGCACACUGGUCCCUGCACUGUGUAAGUUAACCAGACUGAUCAAACUGGACAUUAGUCUUAAUGACAUAGGAGACCCCGGGCUGGAAUGCCUGGCUGCUAUCCUCCACCACCUCACAGCCAUGAAGGUGUUGGUUCUCAGUUGGACACGUAUCAGUGACAGGGGAAUAUCAUCCCCGAUCAAAGCUCUGCCUCACCUGGUGCAAUUACAGGUGUUGGAUAUGAGCUCCAAUAACAUAGGAGACUCAGGGAUUGUCUCACUGGUGCAAACACUCUGCCAGCCCAGCAGUUUGGACAUGAAACAAAACCCACCUGGUGACAAGAGUCUGACCACAGCCCCUCACUAUAACACCACACUACAGAAGCUGGACAUUGGGAGGAAUAAGGGAGUAACAGGAGCCGGACUGGGGAGGGUCGCACAGGUCAUCAGCACACUGCCGGCACUGACCAGGCUGGACAUGUCUGGUCCCUGGUUCACACCUACACACCUGUCUGACACCGCUGCCAUGGAUCUGGCCAAGGCUCUACCCAGACUCCCUGCCCUGGAGGUGCUGAACCUGCAUCGCAUCUCCAUGGAGCCUGCAGGGUUCCAGGCUGUGGUGCUGAACAGCGAGGCAGGAAAAGGAAGGCAGAGUGUGAAGUUGAAGCCCAUCCUGAUUCAGACAGAUCAACAUGUGAUGACGGUGGUACCUGGGAAUGUAAAGUGUCAGAGGACACACAAGCAAAGAAGAUUAGACUGUGCCUGAGCCGUCAUCCACAGUGUCUCAGCAGUGAAGACUCGUCCAGUCACCAAGGCCAGGAGUCACCUGGAACAGUUUCUGAUUCCUCAAACGACUGCCUCUCCACUACAUCUACUACAGAGUACAGCCUCAGUCAGGACACAAGAAUAAAGUCUGCCAAUUUUGGUGAGAUAUUAAACAAGGAGCACGCGCACAGUCCAUUCUGCUGCACGACACUCAGGCACAAGCUACUCUUCCAUCCUAUCUUUUAUGAUAGGGAACUCACAAUAAAUACAACCUCAACCUAAUUCUCAAUGAAUAAUCAGCACAAAACUUCCAUGAUACAUAGAAAAUAUACUUUACAAAUGACUUUUCAAGAGAGAACUCGUCCAACUCCUUGGAGAUAACUUUGGGACUGGCACUGACGCGGUAUUUCGUAAAACGGGACUACAAAUCCACAAGAAGCUACGCCAACUGACUCAUUUGAAACGGAGUAGGUAUACAAAUCAGUUUUCCCUUGAAUCGUGGGUUCAGCUAUCUGACAAAGAGAAAAAACUACAUACCUUCAAAAACUGCAAAGAGUGUUCAAAAUCUAAGUACAGAGCAUAUCAAGAUCUUUGGUCCGGCAACACUACUGGUGCUAACCCUUUGAAGGACAAAACUACUAUUAAUGCAACUGUCUGUGCCAGACAAAUUUACCACACUGUAAAUACCAAGUUCCAGAAGAAAUUCAAUGUCUCAUUUGGGGAGUCCUUGGCCAGAGUUUCUGAGGCUAAGGUCCAGGUGAAGAAAACGACUUUAAAAGAAAAGGGAAAAAGGGCUGCUCUGAGAAAAUGUGGUCCUGUGGUCUUAAACGGCCCAGAUCCUAAAAGCUCGCACAGCUACGUAUACAUUUGUACUUCCUAGCUGUCUUUCACUUUAGACUGACCUAUUUGUGAUCUUGCCAGUGACAGAGAUGCCUCACUACACGA